Molecule: messenger RNA, 1702 nt
Organism: Gracilinanus agilis (Agile Gracile Mouse Opossum)
Lineage: Eukaryota; Metazoa; Chordata; Mammalia; Didelphimorphia; Didelphidae
Gene: FAM78A
Product: family with sequence similarity 78 member A
Exons: 2
Coding region: 495-1346 (283 amino acids)
Source: RefSeq, a predicted model, not a curated record
CUUUCCUGAUUUAACAGAAACUGCUAUUUAAUUUAUUACUGUCACUGUGUGUGUGAAAGAGAGCGUGUGUAAAGAGAGAAGGAAGUAGAUUUUUCUGCAGAAAGGGUGGCAGGAGCGUGGACGGUACAUAGCCUUCCUUAUUUAUGUGUCUGUCAGCAUUCUCCUUCAUCCAAAGAAUCAAGGGAAAGUAUCCAACCUGUGUUUCCCGUUGAGUGAAGCACAAGGAAGGACUGGAGAUAUCAAAGCAACAUGAUUAUUUAUUGAACUCCAAACUUAAAAAAAAAACCCAAAGAAUAUCCGAGAUUUCGCCCACUGUUCAAGAAAGAAGAGAGGCCCCUUUGCUCCUGAAAUGCAGCAAAAUCCUUAUUUAUAAACGGGCUAAAGACACUGAUAUGAAAAGGCCCCUCUACUCGAAUUUUCUAUCCUAUGGAUAUCAGUCUUGAGAUUUCGAAAUAGGAAGAUCUGUAUUGGAUCUAGCAGCAACUAUCAUUUCAAUGCCUAGUCUUCCCUGGGACUGUUGGCAUUUCCUAGAAAUUAAACUGGUACUGUAUGCCAUGGGCUGUAUUCAGAGCAUCAGCAGCAAAUCCAAAAUUUUCCGAGAAAGUAUUUCGGUGAUUGAUGUGAAAGCUUCUAUAGACCCCAUCCCCACCAGCAUCGAUGAGUCGUCUAGCGUGGUUCUCCGCUACAGGACACCACACUUCCGCGCCUCGGCCCAGGUGGUCGUUCCGCCCAUACCUAAGAAGGAGACCUGGAUCGUUGGCUGGAUUCAAGCGUGCAGCCACAUGGAGUUUUACAACCACUACGGGGAGCAGGGCAUGUCCAGCUGGGAGCUCCCAGACCUUCAAACAGGGAAGAUCCAGGCCAUCAGUGACUCAGAUGGGGUGAACUACCCUUGGUAUGGUAACACCACGGAGACUUGCACCAUUGUGGGUCCCACCAAAAGAGACUCCAAGUUUAUCAUCAGCAUGAACGACAAUUUCUACCCCAGUGUCACGUGGGCAGUGCCGGUCAGCGAGAGCAACGUGGCCAAACUGACCAGCAUCUACCGAGAUCAGAGCUUCACCACCUGGCUGGUGGCCACCAACACCGCCACCAACGACAUGGUAAUCCUUCAGACUCUCCAUUGGAGGAUGCAGCUGAACAUCGAGGUGAACCCCAACAGGCCCUUGGGACAACGUGCCAAGCUCCGGGAGCCAACUGCCCAAGAGCAGCCCCAGAUCCUGAGUAAGAAUGAGCCAAUACCACCUAGUGCCCUUGUCAAACCGAAUGCCAAUGAUGCUCAAGUCCUCAUGUGGAGGCCGAAGGAUGGGCAGCCCCUUGUGGUGAUUCCUCCCAAAUACCGGUAACAAGCAGGGGUCCUGGCACCGAAUGGGAGGAGAACACGCUCUGAUCUGCUAGUUUAAGACAAACAGAUAAUAAUAAUAAUGAUCAAAACAAAGUCAAAAUGCACUUUUUAGUCAUUCAACAAAAAUGCAACCAUUCUACCUUCUCCAGUGGGACGGAUUACACUGUGCUAAAGUUCCAGGGAAGACCUCACCUGGGGUUUCCUCAUCACCUGCUUUUUAAGGAGCAGGAGAAAGGGCGGUGGGGAGAGGAGGAACAAAGCAAAAACACACAAUCCCUUUUCAUUUCCACUUUCAGCCUUUGGUUUUUCCCCUCUCUCUUUUUCCCUUCUCUGGUUAUGAUCUGAGUUUCAGUUACU